AUGUCUGGCGCAAGACACUGGGAGCAAGACAAAGACUCCACCAUAUACAUUGGCAAUCUUGACGAACGUGUCACAGAUUCUCUGGUCUGGGAACUCUUCCUGCAAGCGGGCCGUAUUGGUAAUGUUCAUUUGCCCAAAGAUCGGGUCACACAAUCCCAUCAAGGCUAUGGCUUCGUUGAAUUCAACUCGGAAGAAGAUGCAGAGUACGCAGCCAGAAUCAUGAACCAAGUCAGACUUUUUGGCAAACCGAUUCGAGUGAACAAAGCCAGUGCCGAUAAACAGAAGUCCGUUGAAGUCGGCGCGGAAUUGUUUGUCGGAAACCUGGAUCCGAUGGUGGAUGAAAGAAUGCUAUAUGAUACAUUCGGAAGAUUCGGUACUCUGGUGGCUGCUCCAAAGAUUGCUCGUGAUGAGAACAACCUAUCCAAAGGUUAUGGAUUCGUUUCUUUCUCCAACUUUGAAGCUUCUGAUGAUGCGAUUGCAAACAUGAAUGGUCAGUACCUCAUGAACAAAGAGGUCUCCGUCCAAUACGCCUACAAGAAGGAUGGAAAGGGGGAGAGACAUGGUGAUCAAGCUGAAAGAAUGCUUGCCGCUCAAGCAAAAGCUCAUGGUGUCCAACCUACCCCUGCCACUAUUCCUGUCGGUGGUCCGAUGUUUAGUGGUAUGCCUCAGACUCCGGUAACUCCAGCUGGCUUUGGACAAUCAAACGGAAAUUAUCAAGCUGUACCUCCACCAACGCAAGCAAGACCGCCGCCUCCUCCACCAACAGCACCGCUGGCGGCUCCACCAAGUGGUCUUCCAGCAAGACCUCCUCCCAGUCAGGCAGGAUAUGGUGGACCACAAGGCUUUAUGCCGCCAGGUUUCAACCAAAUGCCUACUGGAUUUCCACAACCAAAUGUUAUGCCUGCCGGUUUUGCUCCUCCUCCAGGGUUUGGUGGUCCUCAAGCGGGUGUUAUGCCUCCAGCUCAACCUACAAUGCCGCCACAAGGAUUUUCAGGAUAUGGUAUUCGUAAAUAG
Messenger RNA from Rhinocladiella mackenziei CBS 650.93, 1014 nucleotides. RefSeq lists its product as uncharacterized. The transcript is spliced from 2 exons. The record is from RefSeq and is a predicted model, not a curated record. Gene Ontology annotation, molecular function: RNA binding. The coding region runs from base 1 to 1014 and encodes 337 amino acids. Lineage: Eukaryota; Fungi; Ascomycota; Eurotiomycetes; Chaetothyriales; Herpotrichiellaceae. Gene Ontology annotation, cellular component: nucleolus; U12-type spliceosomal complex. Gene Ontology annotation, biological process: positive regulation of mRNA splicing, via spliceosome.